AGAGCGUGCGCGCUGGUAAGAGAAGAAGGGAGGGAGGUGCAGUACGUCAGUUCUCUGCUCACUCAGUCACUGAGAGGCAGGUUGAUUUUCUAGCGUCUUUCAAGCAGCCAUCGCAGCCUCACUGUGGACUGGAGACUUCUGCAUCCAUCGCAGCCAGCUGAAGGGAUAUUCAACACAAUGUCUGUGCAACAUUCUCACACCUUCAGCGCUUUUUGCAGCAAGACUGUGUGACUGUGUGCCAGUUGAUGGAUGCCAAUACAAGCAAUUUGUAUUGCUUGACAUGCUUUCCUCCAGACUGGACAAAUUCUUUCAUCUCAAGCAGUCGUGUGUUUAAAGCUUCACGCUGUUGGCUGAAUAGAGCAGGAGAAGCUGCUUCUGUACAGCUGCCUGUUUGUGACCUGUAGAAACAGGAACUGAACAUCAGAUACCGGCCGCAACACUCGCUGAGCGUCAUCCUGCAAGUUUCGACGCUUGUUUCCGGCGGCACGUGGAGUUCUGGCCCUUUACCUGAGCCUGUGGUCCCCCUCUCCCAGCCCAUCCUCCCCUUCCCAACCCUGGAGCCUGGAAUGGUGUGUUUGGUCCCCCGAAGACCCGCGUAGGGAGUCCCUCAAACUGGAUCCAUCCCCACAAAUGACCGGUAGCAAUAGCAUGAGCAGUGGGUACUGCAGCCAGGAUGAGGAGAGCGAUGACUUCACCUUCUUCACCGCCAAGACCACCUUUUUUCGGCAGGCACAAACUAAGCAAGUAGCCAAGGGUUGCAGAGAGGGAGGGGAGAAUCUCCUACUGCACGCUUGACCCAGUAAUGAGAGAGAGGGAGAGAAUGAGUACACAUAUGCAACGUGUGGGAGGGAGCAGAUCGCAAGACAUCAUCCUACACUGCGGCAGAAACAGCAGAGAGAGAGAGAGAGAGAUACACACACACGCAAGAAAAAUCAAUUAAAAGCAUUUGAGUCUUUGAAAGCAUGCUGAGAAAUGCAGUCUCACACCUAUUGUCACCAAAGACUAGGGAUGUGCAUUUUGAUCACUUAUGUAGUCACACAAAAAAAUGUGUGUGUAUAUGAAUGUGUGUGUAUCUGUAUAUAUGUUAGUAUUAGUAUUAUUUUGUUUAUAUUGCAUUUAAUACAGAAUAUAUGAAAACACACAUGAAACAUGAAUGAGCUGUUAAAAAUCAUGCAUGACAUGUUCAGGAGAAGCCUUUCUCUUUUCUAUAAAUAGACUCCUGUUUGCUUACCUGUGUCUGACUAGCCAUGGCUGAUUUUACUGCAGCUGAAGCCAGUGCAUUAAACCACAUUAUCAAUGUAUUCGUUGUCACUUCCCUAGAACUGAUGUUGACUAACACUUGCAGCUCUCACUUCCUGUAUUUUUUGUUAGUGCAGUUCUCACGCUGAUAAACAGAACGUGUAGCGUCUAACCAAAUUAGAUUAUUGGUUUGAGGCCAUUCAGCAGGUGCAGACGUAGAUGACUUGCAUGUUGCCUGAAACUGACACUAAGGGAAUUGUGUUCCUUAAUCAGUCUGAGUAGCCGUGUGUUGCGCUUACGGACACCUGCCUGACAUGCAGUGAUGACUCUGAGAUGACUCUCUGCUAGCAGAGUGUCACAAAAGAGGAAGAGGAGGAAAAGCCAACAUCCCUCACAGAAGAAGAGAUUAAAGCUAAAAUAGAUGACUACAACUCCAAAGUGACGGAGAAUGGAAUGAAAUUAAGCUCAGAUGGCACAUACACUGGUUUCAUAAAGGUUCACUUGAAGUUGCGCAGGCCCGUGACUGUGUUUUCUGUGGAUGGGAAGUCGCCAGGACCCUGUUCCUCUUCUGAUAGUUCAGAUGAACGCACAUCCUUUUACUUGCCCAGGGAUGCUGUUAAACAGCUACACAUUAGCAGUAGCACCACGGUCAGCGAGGUCAUUCAGGGCCUGCUGAAGAAGUUCAUGGUACAGGAUAACCCUCGCAAGUUUGCCCUCUACCGCCUGACCCGUCGAGACAGCCAGGAUCUUUUCCAGAAGUUGACGUUAUCAGAUUGCCCGCUCUACUUGAGGCUGUUAGCAGGUCCGGAUCUAGACAACUUGUCUUUUGUACUCAAAGAAAAUGAGACUGGCGAGGUGGAGUGGCAUGCAUUUUCAGUCCCCGAGCUGCAGAACUUCCUGAUCAUCCUGGAGAAGGAGGAGAAGGAGCGCAUGCGGCAGGUGGAGCAGCGUUACGCUGCCUACAGGGAGAAGUUGCUACGGGCUCUGGGCCACGUCAAGAGCAAACCUGGCUAAUGUAGGACAACACAUCUCCUUCACCCCACUGAGCCAUCCCUGGGCCAGCCUGGAGGACCAGUAGCCCGACAGACGAACUCUAAACCUCCACUCAGGACUUUGUACAAGCUCUCAGCAUGCUUCUGUGAGCUUUAACCCCAAAGACGGGCAAAGGGAUCGAGACAUGACUAAGACGAAGAGGAGGUUAGAACUAAAGAUUAGUACUUCAAGAGUAAUCCUUCUCUCCAGAAAUGGCACACUGUUGAAAGCCCAGGAAUAGGUUUCUGGCUGUCAUGCUUUUUGAUAUGAAUGGGUUUUGUUUCAUUUUUUUCUCUUUGUUUUUACAUUGACCCUGUCCGUUUGUGUUUUUACAUGCUGCUGCUAUUGCUGCUACUGCAAGUGUUACUUAAAGCAUGACUUUCCCUUUGGUCUCUCUGCUUGUGUCUACCGCAUGUCCUCUAUCAGGGAAUAUCUAUAAGAAAGAACGGAGUAAAAAGAGCAUUUCCUGUCCAAAAAGGAAGUGGGGAGACUUAAGUUAUAGAAAAUAAGAUGCCUGCGAAAUAUCAGAGGGCAAAUAGAAACCUUGUCCACAUAUCAAAAAUUACACAGUUCAUGAACAAUUGUAACAUGCUACUGUAAAAACAAAAAUGAAUUAAAGGGUUUAUACUGGAGAUUGUCUUAAUAUAACUAUAAACGUAAUAAACGUACUGUAUUACUGAUAAUGUUUCACCCUACAGCUCAAUACUUCAUCCCACUGAGUCAGAAUAUCUCUUUCUUUCUUUUGAAAUGAUCGAAAUGGCUGCACAUCACUGUCAUGAAGCACAUUAGCCACUAUAUCUAUAAAAAAAGUGUUUGAAUGGAUUUGGGCUGCUUCAGCAUCUUCAGACGCAAACAUUUUGAGCUCCUCUGGUCCCACGUCGACUGCUACUCUCUAGAAAAAGACUGUCCGGCUGUCCCAUGACGGCUUUUAGAAAUGCUCAGCACUGACCGAUAUCCUCAGUAGUGCGCCACCAGUACUUAAUGUGCAGGGAGCAUCAUUGGACGUGAGGAUUGUGGGCUGUGGUUAUCUGGUAAGCUUUUCUGAAUCUCUUCAGCUUUUAGCACAUACAGUAAUACACAAGGUCAUGUUAGAUUAGAGGGCAUCUCCUAGAUUAGCACUCUGAAAAGCUCUACGGAUCCAAACCACAAGCAUCUCAAUCUGUAUUACACCAAAGGAAAAGAGAACAAGAACUCUGUAUUGUAAUUACAAAAUAAAGUUUUUUUUUUUUUUUUAAAGAUCUUUCCAGUCUGUGGUCUGCCAGUAUGUACAGUAGUCAAUAUUAUUCUGUACAGGGAACAUGAGAUGGGUAAAAAAUUUGUCAACUUGUCAAUUUUUAUUUAUUUUUUUUGCUUUGAUUUUAUUGCGCGUCUAAUGAAUUUGGGAGGUGCGUGUAAAUUAAAUGUGUCUGUGAUACUGAGGUAAUAAAUUUUUUUGUGAAAAGCAUUCAAAAGCACGGAAAUGGUUUUCCAUAUUGGUCAGGAAUAACUGUGAACCCACAAUUUGAUUUUCCAGGCACUGAUAUUUCAUUUCUCUUCUCCAUUAAAAGCACAUAUAAGACUCAAUCUCUCAAAUAACCAAACAGGACAUCUUUAGCAAGCAGAUUUAUCAUUGCAAAGGUUAUAAUUUGGAGUGGUAUGUUUGCAGAGGCACUUUAAAAGUCAUACAUUUCCAUUUGGAUCACUCUGCCCAUGUGUUUGGCCUGUAUAUUUUGAUCUUGUAUGGGUACAGAUCCUGCUGGACUGGAAGUAUCACUUCUACUCUAAGCAAGUGGCAGGGCCUUGUAUGUCUGCUCAGGAUGCCAUGUUCCUGCUGGCAGUGCCUUGAGUCUCAGUGUAGCUUAUCUUGACUGUGUACUGUAAAUAUGCUCUAGAUGUCCUUCCCUAUAACUCCAUGUUGAAAGAGUUCACACACAUUCAGUGGCAGUAGCCAGGUGCUUUCAAUGUCUGAUCCAUUUAGUCCAUGUGGGACUUUUUGGGACUAGUGUUUAAAAUGUUAAAGUGUGGGUGUGUGUGUGGGUUUGUUUGUUUAAUUUAUUUUUUGGUUAGUUUUCCAGUGUGUAUGAACUUGAAUAUGUGGACAGAUCAGUACUAUUGGGCAAACUUUUAUUUAUGUUUGUUUGUUUGUUUGUUUGUUUUUUUUUUGGGGGGGGGGGGUAUCAAAUGUUUAAAAUGUCUAGUAAGCUGUAAAUAUACUGAAGAAUGAAAUAAAAGGUCAUCCUAA
Messenger RNA from Carassius gibelio (silver crucian carp), 4492 nucleotides. It is a transcript of the gene rassf5, whose product is annotated as Ras association domain family member 5. Gene Ontology annotation, cellular component: nucleus. Gene Ontology annotation, biological process: signal transduction. Lineage: Eukaryota; Metazoa; Chordata; Actinopteri; Cypriniformes; Cyprinidae. Bases 1693 to 2253 code for a protein of 186 amino acids. The record is from RefSeq and is a predicted model, not a curated record. The transcript is spliced from 6 exons.